AUGAAGAACGAGAAAAGGAUGCUCUACUUGAGAUAUUCACUACCUUAUCUUCCUCAAACAAGGGAAUCAGCUAAGCUCUUCUCCAAGAGGCCUAACAGCGUUGUGGUUUGUGCGGCGAGAGGUCCAAGACCUCGAUCUCCUCGAGUGUGGAAAACAAGGAAGAAGAUUGGAAGCAUCUCCAAAGCUGCCAAGAUGAUUUCUUGUAUAAAAGAAUUGUCAAAUGUUAAAGAAGAAGUUUACGGAGCGCUUGAUUCCUUCAUUGCCUGGGAAUUAGAGUUCCCUAUUGUUAUAGUUAAGAAGGCAUUAGCUAUUCUUGAAGAUCAAAGAGAAUGGAAGAAGAUUAUUCAGGUGACAAAAUGGAUGCUGAGCAAAGGCCAAGGAAGAACAAUGGGAACAUACUUCUCAUUACUAAAUGCUUUAGCAGAAGAUAAUCGGCUUGACGAAGCUGAGGAGUUGUGGAACAAACUGUUCAUGCAACAUUUAGAAGGAACUCCAAGAAAGUUCUUCAACAAAAUGAUCUCUAUCUAUUACAAGCGAGACAUGCACCAUAAACUCUUCGAGGUGUUUGCUGACAUGGAGGAGCUUGGAGUGAAGCCAAACAUUGCGAUUGUGUCUAUGGUUGGGAAAGUGUUUAUGAAACUUGAGAUGACGGAUAAGUACGAGAAGCUGAUGAAGAAGUAUCCUCCACCACAAUGGGAGUUCAGAUACAUCAAAGGAAGACGUGUUAAGGUCAAGGCCAAGCAGUUAAGUGAGCUGAGCGAUGGUGAAGGUGGUGUUAGCAGUGACGAGGAUAAGACUGAUAAUGAGAUUGAGAUUAAAUCUGAAAUAUUGUCAGAUGAGGAAGCAAACCAAGAUGGUGAGGAUCUCAGUGAAGAGGAAGAAGAAGAAGAAGAAGAAAAAGAAAAAGAGCUUUUGGGUGGGAAUCAAGUACAGAUUGUAACUUCCGGACUUGGUCAUUUGGACUCUUCUUGA
Messenger RNA from Microthlaspi erraticum, 972 nucleotides. NCBI's taxonomy places the organism in Eukaryota, Viridiplantae, Streptophyta, Magnoliopsida, Brassicales, Brassicaceae. The record is from the annotation of a GenBank genome assembly.